Messenger RNA from Psammomys obesus (fat sand rat), 927 nucleotides. Its product is annotated as vomeronasal type-1 receptor 54-like. Gene Ontology annotation, cellular component: membrane. The record is from RefSeq and is a predicted model, not a curated record. NCBI's taxonomy places the organism in Eukaryota, Metazoa, Chordata, Mammalia, Rodentia, Muridae. The transcript has a single exon. Gene Ontology annotation, biological process: G protein-coupled receptor signaling pathway. Gene Ontology annotation, molecular function: pheromone receptor activity. Bases 1 to 927 code for a protein of 308 amino acids.
AUGAACAAAAUCCAUGAAGUACCCCAUAAAAUUAACCUAAGAAACAUUCUUUAUUUUGAAGCUGGAAUUGGGCUCUCAGGCAACAUCAUCCUUCUUCUCUUCCAGGUCCUCAAGUUUAUUCGUGGACAGAGGCUCAGACUCACUGAUCCACCCAUCAGUCUCUUGGCCCUAAUCCACUUACUGAUGAUGCUAGUCAUGAGUUUAGUAGCUUCAGACAUUUUUAUGCCAGGGAAGAGAUGGAGUGUCUCCACAUGCAAAUUUGUAAUGUUCUUGUACAGGUCUUUUAGGAGCCUCUCUCUUUGUGCCACUAGCUUGCUCAGCAUCCUCCAGGCCAUCACCCUUAGUUCCAGAAGUUCCUGUCUAGCAAAGUUCAAAUGUAAAUCUCCACACCACAUGCUAGGUUGCCUUCUUUUCCUGAGUAUCUUUUAUUCAUCCUUUAGCAGUCCCCUUAAAGCAUACAUAACUGUGACGCCUAAUCUGACCUCACCUGGUUUUACAUACCUCACUCAGUCUUGCUGUCUUGCACCCAUGCGUUACUAUGUCUGGCAAACUUUUUAUACACUAUUAGCUCUCAGAGAUGUCAUCUUCGUAGCUCUCCUGACCAUCUCUAGCGCAUACAUGGUGACUUUCCUAUACAGACAUAAGAAACAGUCCCAGUUUCUCCACAGCACCAACCGUUCCCCUAUAUCAUCCCCAGAACACAGAGCCACACGGACCAUCCUGUGCCUCAUGAGCUUCUUUGUGGUGAUGUACACCUCGGACAGCGUCAUCACCUACUUCAGAUAUUCAAGUAGUGAUCUUAUAUUGUAUUUUGUUGUGAUUCUUGUAGGUCAUAGCUAUGCCACAGUCAGUCCUUUUUUGGUCCUCAGCACUGAAAAACAUGUAAUUCACAUUUUGAAAUGUUAUGGGAGGACAGUAGACAUAUGA